Penicillium cinerascens is the source of this 783-nucleotide messenger RNA. RefSeq names its product EXPERA domain-containing protein. Gene Ontology annotation, biological process: sterol biosynthetic process. The record is from RefSeq and is a predicted model, not a curated record. Lineage: Eukaryota; Fungi; Ascomycota; Eurotiomycetes; Eurotiales; Aspergillaceae. Gene Ontology annotation, molecular function: cholestenol delta-isomerase activity; C-8 sterol isomerase activity; steroid Delta-isomerase activity. The transcript has 5 exons. Gene Ontology annotation, cellular component: endoplasmic reticulum; membrane. The coding region runs from base 1 to 762 and encodes 253 amino acids.
AUGGAAAAAGCCAAACAUUACUCUGCUCUAGACGUGGCUGUGAAUCGAGGCAUAAACAAGCUUUUUGACCCACUCCAGGCAGCAAUGGCAUCACAUCCAUAUUACCCCCUGGAGGCCGACAUCGUCGGCUAUUCGCCCAACCAAACCCCCGUGCUCGAGCUUCUUAUUUCGGCCGGAGGGGGUUGUGCGGGCCUGCUCGGAUUGACUUUUGCCGUGACCAGUUACGUGCGACCGAGUUUGCGCCUGGCAGACCGGAUCGCCAUCCUGUGGUUUGUGCUGUCCGGGACUUUACACUGCUUCUUCGAGGGCUACUUUAUGAUCCAUCAUGACCAUAUGGCCUCGGCCCAAGAUCUGUUUGGGCAGCUGUGGAAGGAAUAUGCACUGUCCGACUCUCGGUACAUGACCUCCGAUACCCUAGUGCUCUGCAUGGAGACCAUGACCGUGCUGCUGUGGGGACCUUUGUGCUUUGGCGUUGCAUAUCUGACCGCGACGAGGCACUCCUUGAGGCAUCCGAUACAGCUGAUGGUGUGCAUGAGCCAUCUCUACGGCGAUACACUGUACUAUGCGACGAGCUUGUUCGACCACUACGUGAACGGAGUGGCCUACUGUCGACCGGAAGCGUAUUAUUUCUGGCUGUAUUAUUUCUUUAUGAACUUCAUCUGGAUCGUGGUCCCGGCAUACUAUCUCUUCGACAGCGUCAGGACCAUUUCGGGCGCCAUUCGGACCGAGCAGGAGUCAGGCGAGAAGCACAAGUCCCAGUGAACACCUCUUCCGUCAUAGCCG